This is a messenger RNA of Solenopsis invicta (red fire ant), 2424 nucleotides long. RefSeq names its product maternal embryonic leucine zipper kinase. Gene Ontology annotation, molecular function: protein serine/threonine kinase activity; ATP binding; tau-protein kinase activity. Gene Ontology annotation, cellular component: cytoplasm. Gene Ontology annotation, biological process: microtubule cytoskeleton organization; protein phosphorylation; intracellular signal transduction. The record is from RefSeq and is a predicted model, not a curated record. The transcript is spliced from 12 exons. NCBI's taxonomy places the organism in Eukaryota, Metazoa, Arthropoda, Insecta, Hymenoptera, Formicidae. The coding region runs from base 162 to 2027 and encodes 621 amino acids.
AUGGGAAAGCGAACGAGCGCUGUCUUGAUUGGCCGUCAAAAGUUGUUUACGUUAGGGAACUGCGGUUUGAAAGUUGAUGCGGCGAUCGGGCACGAUCGGGGCGAGGCCGCGAGACGAUUCCGGGGCAUUUGUGAUCCGUAUUUCUCGUGUCCGAUUCGACGAUGGUGCGAUACACCGCCCUGAAAGGUUUGUACGAGCUGGAGAAGACAAUCGGUAGCGGUGGCUUUGCCAAAGUCAAGCUCGCGACUCAUGUCGCUACCGGCGAAAAGGUUGCCAUCAAGAUUAUGGAGAAGACUGCGUUAGGCGAAGACUUGCCAAGGGUGAAGCUCGAAGUAGAGGCACUAAAGACACUGUUGCAUCAACACAUUUGUAGGCUGUAUCAGGUGAUAGAAACAGACAGUCAUUACUUCAUGGUGAUGGAAUAUUGCUCUGGUGGAGAACUGUUUGAUCAUAUAGUUGAGAAAAAUAGAUUGUCAGAAUUUGAAUCCCGCAAAUUUUUUUGUCAGAUAGUGUCUGCUGUUGCAUACAUGCAUAAUUUGGGAUAUGCUCAUAGAGAUUUGAAACCUGAAAAUGUUUUACUUGAUAAAGAUGAGAAUUUAAAGUUAAUUGACUUUGGAUUAUGCGCAAAACCCAAGAUGGGAAUUCAGGCACAUUUAUAUACCUCGUGCGGUUCUCCUACAUAUGCUGCACCAGAACUCAUAAUGGGAAAGAAAUAUCUAGGCUCAGAAGUAGAUAUUUGGAGUAUGGGAGUUCUUCUUUAUACUCUACUGUGUGGCUUUUUGCCUUUUGAUGACAAUAAUUUAGAGAACCUGUACAAAAAAAUACUUAGUGGCAAAUAUGAAGAACCAUAUUGGUUGUCUAAUAAUAGUAAAAUGCUAAUCAAGUCAAUGUUGCAAAUUGAUCCGGUAAAGAGAAUUACCAUUCACGAAUUGUGUUGUCAUCCAUGGAUUACGGGAAGUUCUAUGAAGUUUAUAUCGUUUAUUCAUAAAACAGAAUUUGAAAAAGAUGAUGAGGUAUUGAGUACUGUAUCUGCCAUUUGUGGUGUGAAUAGUGUAGAUAUAUGGAGGAAACUUGUGCAGAGUGAUAGAACUGAUUAUAGAACGGCUACAUAUCUGUUGUUACUUGACAGAAAAUUGCGUGGACUUUCAUUGAAAAUACCAUCUUUGACGAAAACGCAUUUUAAGCAAGAAAUAAAUGGCAAAAAUUUGCCACAACGUGAAAUAAUAGUCAAGAAUUUUAUAACCAAACUUGAUCAUUCUCCAAGUAGCAGAACAAACAACGAGCAAUCUCCAACAAUUGAUGUCACUUAUGAUGUCUUGCCCAAGAAAAAUGAAAAUAACUUUCGAGAACCAUGUAUAUCAACAAGAAAAAGAUUACGAAGUAGAGACUGUGACGAUAUAUUAUCACCUGUUUUAUAUAAUAUUACUACAGUACCAGCAAAACGACAGCCUGAAAAUAGAUCACCUACUCCAACACAAUCUUCAACACCAGAACCCAAAGUUUCUCAAACAUCUACACCUGGUAGUGCAAGAAAAGUCAUGAUGGGCUUAGAACGAGGAUUGAAUCGGGUAAGGUGUGUUCUGACACCAAAAAGGCGCAUAAAGAAUGAAAACACCGAUCCCGAUGAACCAACUGUAUUGACGGGAAAGGGUCUGUCUAAUGUAUCUGCAACAUGCAGCGGUUGUCCGAAACAUGUUCUCUCGAAAUUACGAAGAGCACUACGGCAGAAGGGUAUAAUGUGCCGUCAGAAAGGAUUCAUUUUGCAAGGGGAAACUGAAGAGUUCUUUCCGCAAGAUAGGAAAGAUUCUUUAAAAUCGAUUUCCUCUCAGAAUUCCUGCUCCUUCGAAUUGGAGGUCUGUCUCUUGGAGAUCGAUCCGAAUGGUAAACGAUUAGUCGGCAUUCGUCGAAAACGAUUAAAAGGUGACGCUUGGGUUUAUAAACGCGUCUGUGAGGAAAUUCUUGCCCUCACUGCAGAAGAUAUUUCCACAAAUUCAGAGGUUCCUUCUGAAUCCAAGUGUCCUAUUUGAAAUGGCUCUGUCAUCGUUACAUGUAUAUACGAUGUAGAUUUCUCCAUAUAUAGGAAUACUAAGUAAUUGUAUGAGAAUUUUGGCCAUCUAUUAAACAAAUAAUACUAAGUUUUAUGUUUUAUGAUAAAAAAAAUCGACGUUAUGUGCAACAAAUAGUAUAAGAUUUAAAAAUAAUUCUUGCAAUUUUUAAUUUUAUUUAAAGGUUUAAUUUAACUUAUCAGGAAGAGAUUAUUUUGUUUGUAAAAUGUACAUUUAUUUCCGCUAAAGAGAUAAAGUAUGAGUAACAGAUCUCUAAAGAUCUAUAAAUAUAUUUCUUGAGGUACGGGUAAAGUAAGUGAAAUUUAUAAUGUAUUUACGUGAUAUGUAAGUUUUAAUAAAUUAUAUCAUUGCUCCUACA